CCUGGUGCGGAACAUUUCGCAACUGCUCUCCUCUCUCCUCUUGUCCGGCUGUUUUUCCAUUUUCGGGCUCCUGUUUUUGAGUACUUUGCCCUCUGCAUUUGGGGAGAGGGGCUGGAAAGCGGUGGGGUAGAGAGUCCAGAGAAGAAGGAAGCGAGGCCGGAGGAGGAGUAGGAUCGGCGGAUAGUGGGGAGGAGACCCCACGCCACCCUUUCUGGUCAUCUCCUCUCCCGCCCCGCCCCUGCGCACACUCCCUCCUGGGCGAGCUACUUUGGGACCAGGAAAGUGAGGGCGGCCCUAGGUGACAGCGCUGCAGGGCCAGUCCCGGGAAAGCCGCGCUUCUGCUCGCGUCUCGUUCACCACGCUUCCAGCCAGGGGCACAGCCCGGACCGAGGAUGGCUUCGACCACAACCUGCACCAGGUUCACGGACGAGUAUCAGCUUUUCGAGGAGCUCGGAAAGGGGGCAUUCUCAGUGGUGAGAAGAUGUAUGAAAAUCCCUACUGGACAAGAAUAUGCUGCCAAAAUUAUCAACACCAAAAAGCUUUCUGCUAGGGAUCACCAGAAACUGGAAAGGGAAGCCAGAAUCUGCCGUCUUUUGAAGCACCCCAAUAUUGUGCGGCUUCAUGACAGCAUAUCAGAAGAGGGCUUCCAUUACUUGGUGUUUGAUUUAGUCACUGGAGGUGAACUGUUUGAGGACAUAGUGGCAAGGGAGUAUUACAGUGAAGCUGAUGCCAGUCAUUGCAUUCAGCAGAUCCUGGAGGCUGUGCUACACUGCCAUCAGAUGGGCGUAGUCCAUCGGGACCUGAAGCCUGAGAAUUUGCUUUUAGCUAGCAAAUCCAAAGGAGCAGCUGUGAAACUGGCAGACUUUGGCUUAGCCAUAGAAGUUCAAGGAGACCAGCAGGCGUGGUUUGGUUUUGCUGGCACACCUGGAUACCUUUCUCCAGAAGUUUUACGUAAAGAUCCUUAUGGAAAGCCGGUGGAUAUGUGGGCAUGUGGUGUCAUUCUCUAUAUUCUACUGGUGGGAUAUCCACCCUUUUGGGAUGAAGACCAACACAGACUCUAUCAGCAGAUCAAGGCUGGAGCUUAUGAUUUUCCAUCACCAGAGUGGGACACGGUGACUCCUGAAGCCAAAGACCUCAUCAAUAAAAUGCUUACUAUCAACCCUGCCAAACGUAUCACAGCCUCAGAAGCACUGAAGCACCCAUGGAUCUGUCAACGUUCUACUGUUGCUUCUAUGAUGCACAGACAGGAGACUGUAGACUGCUUGAAGAAAUUUAAUGCUAGAAGAAAACUAAAGGGUGCCAUCUUGACAACUAUGCUGGCUACAAGGAAUUUUUCAGCCAAGAGUUUGUUGAAGAAACCAGAUGGAGUAAAGGAGUCAACUGAAAGUUCAAAUACAACAAUUGAGGAUGAAGAUGUGAAAGCACGAAAGCAAGAGAUUAUCAAAGUCACUGAGCAACUGAUCGAAGCAAUCAACAAUGGGGACUUUGAAGCUUACACAAAAAUCUGUGACCCAGGCCUUACCGCUUUUGAACCUGAAGCAUUGGGUAAUUUAGUGGAAGGGAUGGACUUUCAUCGAUUCUACUUUGAAAAUGCUUUGUCCAAAAGCCAGAAACCAAUCCACACUAUUAUCCUGAACCCCCAUGUGCAUCUGGUGGGCGACGAUGCUGCCUGCAUAGCUUACAUUAGGCUCACACAGUACAUGGAUGGUAGCGGAAUGCCAAAGACAAUGCAGUCAGAAGAGACUCGCGUCUGGCACCGUCGGGAUGGAAAGUGGCAGAAUGUUCAUUUUCAUCGCUCGGGGUCGCCAACAGUACCCAUCAAGUAAAUAUUCCCAGGCUGUCAGCUUCUUUGUUAAUAUACCCAUGGUCAGCUCCUUCUACUUAUUCCAUUGUUAAUAGCAUGACAUAUGUUAUUUAAUGCUGGUGGUCAGUUACAUUGGUGGGAAUAAAUGCCUUGGUAAACAGUCUACAAUUCUCUGGAAAGAUUAAUCAGACUAGGCAUUUGUGAGUUGAAAUUUGGCAUAGAGCAGUCUGCAAAAGUUUUAGAUGGGAACUAGAGGAUACUCUAUCAAGCUGAUUUCUGUUAGGGUUAACUUAGGAGGAUUCAUGUAAUCCGGCAAAAUAUUUGUGACUUUAUUGUCACUGUUGGCAAAGGAAAGGAAUGUGGCAGGAAAGACUAGAGGGGAGUUUCUAAAAUGGCCAAUAAAAUACUAGGAGCUUCAUUUUAUAGAUUAUCUAUUGAGGCUCAAGUACAGAUAUUAGGAAAAAUUUAUAAAAGACAGCAUUUAAAAAGCAAAUAUCCAGUAUUUCAGUGUCUUUUACACUACACCACUCUACCUCAGAUGUUGUGUUUGUUCUCCCAGUCAGUAAUUAGACAGAUAUUUGUUACACAUCUCCUAGAUGCCUAACCUAUGCCAAAUACAGUGUGAGAUAAAAGGCUUGCCCUCAAGAAACAUACAUUCUCAUCUGGAAAGCAUCUAAUCACCAAUACCCAACAAAAAAAAAUCUAUAUAGUAAAAUUUAUAAUCAACUUCAGAGUAGAAUGGAAUGAAUUACAAAUGUAGCAAACUGUUGGAAGUACCCUUCGUGGAGAAGGUAGAGGAAUUUUGGACAAGCUCUUAAAUGAUGAGUGGAAUUUGGAGAGAGAAAAAACAAAGGGAAGAUAGUCCAAGCACAAGGAGCAUCAUGAAGAAAAGUAUGAUGUCAGGACUUUAGUAUGAUAGAAGACUAUGAAUAAGGACAGCUGGCUCCAACUGGAAGAAAGGAAAUAAUGAGAAAUAAGGUUGCAUCAAGUAAAAGUGGGGUCACAUGAAAACAAGAAUGAGAGUUGAGACUCAGCUGGUAGAAGUCUGGCCCAUUCCAGACAGUUGAUUUCAUUCCAGAUUCUCUCACCAAGGAACACGUGUUAAAUUUUGGGGUGGUAGGACAGGAGUCAAGCUUAUAACAAUGGCUGUGUAAUUUAGAGAAAGAAACAAAGGAUAUGCAAAUAAUGAAGACAUUCAUUUGUGUGACUGUGUAUUAUUGUUGUUUUUGUUUUUUUACCCCAAAGACGUACAACACAAAUUACCAGUUAACACAGAAGGAAUUACAUUCAUAUACUGCUAGAGAGUUAGGUUUUUCUAUAAUUCCCUGAAGUGUUUAUGGACUAGAGCCUAUUUAAGAAAACUUCAUUUUAUGCCAGGUGGCUCAAAUGGGGCUUCUCUUAAUAGGCCAUCCUGUAUUCCAAAUGGGAAGGAAAACUUCUCAGGAAGCACCGCUUUGUGGCAAAACAUCUAAGACCUGAAAACCAUUCUCACAUGGGUCUUGUAAGUAGCAACCAGCUCCGAUACUUUGUGAUUGGAGCUAAUGACUGAAAGGCUGCAUGGCUGUUUUCCAUUUGAGAAGAUUUUCUCUUGCAUUAUAUUCAUUGAAAACCAUUCAAGGUCUUCAAAAAUUCAUAGCAAUUAUGCAUGAGCUCUUGAGUCUAACAUUCAGCCCCUUUUUGUAGCGUAAUCUUUAUUUUAAAGGUAAUGAGCACUGAGAAGAUCCUUUCUUUAAUAUAUGGAUGUGUCGUUUUAGAAUAUCCUGGAGUUCUGGCAUCAAAAGUCAAUUAUGUCUGGGUCAAUUCAGACAACUCUCAAUUAUCCAUGCCUAAUUUAUAUUAAGCUUUAGUAUUGUUUGAUUUCUUACUGUUUUUCAAGAUAUUGCAAUUCCUGUUACUUGAUUGGCUAAGGUUAAUAUGCAAAUUAAUUUGCUGUACUUGACUGACUAUAAUGGUAUUUCACCAUGAGGACAGGUCACAGGAGAAAGUCGAGCUGAAACUUAAAACUCACAAAGUGGGUAAUUCCAGAGGAUAAUUGAAAGUUGACUGUAAUUUAAAUUCAUGCCUGCGUUGUUGUUUUUCAAGAUUUGUUUCUUAAAGUUGGAUUAAAGGGAUUCAGGUAUGUGUGUGGUGCUAUUAUAAAUAUUUUCCCCAUUCAAAGCACCGAACCUUGUCAGAGCUUUUAGGAAAUAAUGCUCCCGGCUGUUCGUUUAAAGAGGCCUCCAGUUAAAUAAGAAUAAUUGUAUUUUCCCUUCCUUUGAGGCCAUACCACUUGAUUCCGACUCAUAGCAGCCCUAUCCCUUAUUAAAUUGGUUUCUAGGUUUGAUUUCCCAAAGAGUUGAAGAAUAAUGACAAAAGCUAAUAAGGAUGGACUUAAAUUUUGAGUCUACUUCAACUAUGAAUAACAAUAUUCAGUUAUUAAUUUAUCUAGUAAAUACAAAUGCUUAAAAGGUAUAUUUAGAUUUAAUAAUGUGAUGGAA
Trichechus manatus latirostris (Florida manatee) is the source of this 4281-nucleotide messenger RNA. RefSeq names its product calcium/calmodulin dependent protein kinase II delta (gene CAMK2D). Gene Ontology annotation, biological process: protein phosphorylation. The transcript has 17 exons. The record is from RefSeq and is a predicted model, not a curated record. Lineage: Eukaryota; Metazoa; Chordata; Mammalia; Sirenia; Trichechidae. The coding region runs from base 393 to 1826 and encodes 477 amino acids. Gene Ontology annotation, molecular function: calmodulin binding; ATP binding; calcium/calmodulin-dependent protein kinase activity.